Molecule: messenger RNA, 2866 nt
Organism: Raphanus sativus (radish)
Lineage: Eukaryota; Viridiplantae; Streptophyta; Magnoliopsida; Brassicales; Brassicaceae
Exons: 3
Coding region: 337-2598 (753 amino acids)
Molecular function (GO): zinc ion binding
Source: RefSeq, a predicted model, not a curated record
AAGGAGCAAACACCACCAUCUUCGAAACCUAAUCUCUGCCUCUUCUGCCCCUUCUGUAAUUCCCAAUCCCACCCUUCCCUUCCCUUCGAUUUCUCCUCCUUCCUCUUUUUUUUUUUUACCCGCCAAAUUCAACUUCGCCCAUCUCCAACGGCUCCUUUACUCCUCCUGUUCGAUUCACUCGUUGUAACCCCUAGAUCGGUUGGCUUGGAUCUUGUGCUUUCUCGAAGUUUCUGUUCAUUACCCCCCAGAUUUUGAUUCUCGUACUGUAGCUGUCUUUUUACGAGUGAGACUUUUUUUUGUUUCUUUCGAAGCAGUGUGAUAUUAAAAAAAAAGGUAAUGGCGAAUCGUGAUUUAAUGCUUGGACAGAAUCGUAGUAACAUGGGUAUUAGUCAAGAUCAAUCGUUGGUGCUUGGUCACAGCCACACUCUAGAGCUUGCUCAAAACCACGAUAUGAGUUUAGGACAGGCUCAUCAACACGAUCACGAGAUCGACUUAGGACAUCAGCAUGAUGAUGAUCACGAGCUAGGCUUAGGAGGACACAACGAACACCAAGAUGAUGAAGAAGAUCAUCAUCACCAUCAUCAUCAUCACGAUUAUAUGAAUGAGAACGAUCAAAAGCCUGGACACGACCACGACCAAGAAGACGUUGAUCAAGAUCUUGUUCUCUCCUCGCAACACCACGACUUCUCCUUGUCAGACAACAACAACAACAACCAGUUAGUAGUCGGAGGAGACGACGAGAAUCUCGAGCUAGCUAUCGACUCAAACCACGAGAUCGAGAUCGAUCACAACGGCGAGAUGGUAAUGGUGUCCACUCCCGUCCAAGCACGAGCCCUCUCCGCCGAGCUAACAUACCAGCUCACAGUAGGACAAGAGUUCCCAGACGUCAAGAGCUGCCGCAGAGCUUUGAGAGACAUGGCCAUCGCUCUCCACUUCGAAAUCCAAACGAUAAAAUCGGACAAAACACGCUUCACAGCCAAGUGCUCAAGCGAAGGAUGUCCAUGGAGAGUCCACGCAGCAAAGCUCCCGGGAGUCCCAACGUUCACCAUCAGAACCAUCCACGAGAGCCACACGUGCGGAGGGAUAAACCAUUUGGGCCACCAGCAAGCCUCUGUUCAGUGGGUAGCCUCCUCAGUCGAGCAGCGUCUCCGCGAGAAUCCAAACUGCAAACCGAAAGAGAUCCUCGAGGAGAUACACAGAGUCCACGGCAUCACCUUGUCUUACAAGCAAGCGUGGCGCGGCAAAGAGAGGAUCAUGGCGACUAUGCGCGGCUCUUUCGAGGAAGGGUAUCGUUUGCUUCCUCAGUACUGCGAGCAGGUCAAGAGAACGAAUCCAGGAAGCAUCGCUUCUGUCUACGGUUCUCCGGCUGAUAACUGCUUCCAGCGUCUCUUCAUAUCGUUCCAAGCGUCUAUUUUCGGGUUUCUAAACGCUUGCAGACCGCUUCUUGGACUAGACAGGACGUAUCUGAAGAAUAAGUACUUAGGCACGUUGCUUCUAGCGACCGGAUUCGACGGAGACGGCGCUUUGUUUCCGCUAGCGUUUGGAGUUGUGGACGAAGAGAGCGAUGAGAACUGGAUGUGGUUCCUUUGUGAGCUUCAUAACCUUCUCGAGACCAACACCGAGAACAUGCCGAGGCUCACUAUAUUAUCAGAUAGACAGAAGGGGAUAGUGGAGGGAGUGGAACAGAACUUCCCAACGGCCUUUCACGGCUUCUGUAUGAGGCAUUUGAGCGAAAGCUUCCGUAAGGAGUUUAACAACACGUUGUUGGUUAACUAUCUGUGGGAAGCGGCUCAAGCUCUGACGGUGAUUGAGUUUGAAGCUAAGCUACUUGAAGUGGAAGAAGCUUCUCAAGACGCAGCUUACUGGAUCAGACGCAUCCCUCCGAGGCUGUGGGCUACAGCUUAUUUCGAAGGACAACGGUUUGGUCAUUUGACAGCUAAUAUAGUUGAGUCUUUGAACUCGUGGAUCGCUGAAGCUUCAGGACUUCCGAUUAUUCAGAUGAUGGAAUGCAUCAGGAGACAGCUGAUGACUUGGUUCAACGAACGGCGUGAGACAAGUAUGCAGUGGACUUCGAUACUCGUCCCAACCGCAGAGCGCCGCGUGGCGGAGGCGCUUGAGCUUGCGAGGACCUACCAGGUGCUUAGAGCUAAUGAGGCGGAGUUCGAAGUUAUAUCUCACGAAGGGAACAACAUUGUGGAUAUUAGGAACAGGUGUUGUCUCUGUAGAGGGUGGCAGUUAUACGGUUUGCCUUGUGCGCAUGCCGUUGCGGCUCUUCUUUCUUGUAGACAGAACGUUCAUAGGUUCACUGAGAGCUGUUUCACCGUGGCGACGUAUAGGAAGACUUACUCUCAGACGAUUCAUCCUAUUCCUGAUAAGAGUCUUUGGAGAGAGAUGUCGUCUGAGGGUGGUGGUGAUCCGAAUGUGAGUAAAGCUGCUCUUGAUGUUGUUAUAAACCCGCCUAAGUCGUUGAGGCCACCUGGUAGGCCGAGGAAGAGACGGGCGAGGGCUGAAGAUAGAGGACGUGUGAAGAGGGUUGUGCAUUGUAGCCGGUGUAACCAGACUGGUCAUUUCAGAACAACCUGUGCUGCGCCCAUUUGAUUUGCAGUAAUAUCAUCAACACAGUCUUCAUCAUAUACCUGAACCAUACUACUCUGUUAAGUGUACUGUACUAUAGAGUAUCACAUCGUUCUUGAUCAGUUUCAAGAUUUUAAGCAAUAGAUGGAAAUAAACACUUGAAGAAACAUUACAUAUAUGUUUGUUGUUUUCUCUUUUUUUUUUUAUGAAAUGUUCAGCUCGAGCAGAUGCAUAAACUAUUUUGUUUUCGUUUAACAAUUCUUGAGAUAAUAUAUUAUUCAUUUGGAAUGUA